Molecule: messenger RNA, 6296 nt
Organism: Salvelinus fontinalis (brook trout)
Lineage: Eukaryota; Metazoa; Chordata; Actinopteri; Salmoniformes; Salmonidae
Product: coagulation factor VIII-like
Exons: 26
Coding region: 384-5780 (1798 amino acids)
Molecular function (GO): copper ion binding; oxidoreductase activity
Source: RefSeq, a predicted model, not a curated record
UGUUUGAGUUCAACCAAUGAGAAAUAGCUAACAAAAGUUUAUAAAAUUCAACAGUAGACAAUUUUGACCACAGUGAGGCAGAGUGGCCAUCAUCAUUUUCCUAUAUUUUACUGUGAGCAGCUCUGAAACAGACACGUCUAACUUCACUAUUUCCAACUCACUCCAAGCCCUACACACACUCACUCCCCCUCUCUCACAUUCAUACACACUCUGUGUCUUUCUCUCUCCCCCUGUGACUAUCUCUAGUUUUGAACUUUCCCUUUAAAUAUCCUCCCUAACGGGAAAUAACGGUAGUAAGCUGCUUGCUACCGUCCGGUCAGGCUAUCCGAUUUCUCUACCAUCAGUGAAUUUACGUGCAGUCGGACAGGUGCUCGUGCUUUGCGAUGAGAACGAUGUUGAUAUCACUCCUCUGGGUCCUCGGCGGGGUGGAGGAGACCGUGGCAGUACCUGCCGUAGGUCUACCUGCCACGAGAGAGUUCUACAUCGCCGCGGUUGAGAUUGGUUGGGACUAUCUCUACUGGGGCAGCGCUGACCCGUCGGAACAAAGGAGGAGGACCAAUGAUCCCCCUCAGAAAUACAUAAAAGCUGUUUAUAGAGAAUACACUGAUUCCACAUAUUCAGUCCCCAAGCCUACAUCACCAUGGGCAGGUAUCCAGGGUCCGGUGAUCCAUGCCCAGGCCAGUGACAGGGUGGUGGUGCACUUUAAGAACCUGGCGUCCCAGCCCUACAGUAUCAGCCCUGUGGGGGUCAGCUACUGGAAACAGUCUGAGGGGGCCGGAUACGAUGACGCCACGUCUAGCCAGGAGAAGGAGGAUGAUGCGGUUGCUCCAGGAGGAUACUACAAGUACGUCUGGGACAUCAACCCUAAAGACGGUCCGACCGUGGGAGACCCAGAAUGCCUCACCUACUCCUACUCCUCCCAGGUGGACACUGUACAGGACUUCAACUCUGGGCUCAUCGGGGCUCUGCUCAUCUGCAAAUCAACUGCAUUUACAGAUAAUGGAGUUCGGAAAAACAGAGAGUUUAUUCUGCUCUUUGCUGUUUUUGAUGAGAGUAAGAGCUGGUACGGAGAGGUGGGGAGUUUCCGGGAAAGAUUUAAGAAGGCCAGUGCAAGAAAACAGUACCACACUAUCAAUGGAUACGUCAACUCAACUUUACCAGUUCUGACGAUGUGCCAGGGGCGAGAUCAUGUGUUCUGGCAUCUCAUUGGAAUGGAAACGUCUCCAGGGAUCCACUCCAUACAGCUCCAGGAUCACACUCUGCAGGUGAUGGCCCACCGUAAGGUUACUGUGGAGAUGACCCCUAUGACCUUUACCACAGCGGAGAUGAAGCCCAGCACUCAGGGGAAGUUCCUCAUCAGCUGUCAGAUCCAAGCACACCGCCACGCGGGUAUGAGUGCAGUCUUUGAGGUGGAGGACUGCCCAGAGCCUGUGACGGUGCCCGGUCCUGACGUGCGUCAGGUCAAGCAGUCUGAGAAUGAGGAGGACUAUGAAUAUGGAAAUGACAUGUUUGAGACAUUUGUGUUUAAGCCUGUGAAAAGUCGUGCUGUGGGGCGCUCUCGAGGGGGGAAGAACAAAGUCUGGGUCCAUUACAUUGCUGCAGAGGAGAUCAGUUGGGAUUACGCACCCCACCUCAGCCAGGGAGACAGUCAACUGUUAUCGGAAUACUUCCCCAGGGGGCCUCAUCAGCUGGGUCAUGAAUAUAAGAAGGUGGUGUAUGUAGAAUACACUGACCAGACCUUCACCAAGAGGAAAUCACCUGUUAAAAGACUGCUGGGACCACUGCUCAGAGGACAGGUGGACGAACACUUCCAGAUAGUGUUCAAGAACCUGGCAAGUCGUCCUUUCAACAUGUAUCCAAAGGGCCUCACCAGGAUUUCUCCACUGAGGAAAACAGGGAACGAGGGUGAAAAGGACCUACGCUCCCUGGCUGUACCCCCCAACGGGACAUAUGGGUAUGUGUGGAAACUAACAGCAGAGGACGGGCCCCUGGAGAGAGACCCCCAGUGUCUGACCCGUCUGUACCAGAGUACCAUCAACCCUGAGAGAGACCUGGCCACUGGCCUUGUAGGACCCCUCCUCAUCUGCAAGAAGGACUCCAUGGACACCAGGGGGCGGCUGGUGGGCCCAGAUAAAGUGAAGCAGUUGAUGUUUGCUGUGUUUGAUGAGAACAAGAGUUGGUACAUCAAUGACAACAUUCAGAAGUACAGCAGAGACCCCUCCAUGGUCAACCCUACAGACCCUGACUUCUACAACUCCAAUGUCAUCUACAACGUGAACGGGAUUAUGUUCAAUGAGCAGAGGGUCCAGGUGUGUAAGGAUGACGUGACCUUCUGGCACCUGGCCAACGUGGGGACGCAGAGCGACUUCUUGUCCGUCUACUUCACAGGAAACCCCUUCAUGAAGGACAACGUGUACGAGUCCGUCCUCACACUCUUCCCAAUGUCCGGGGAGACCGUUACCAUGGAGACUCAGCUAAUCGGUGAGUGGGAAAUCAGUGCGUUCGACGGCAGUCUGAAAAGCCGUGGCAUGAGCGCCCGCUACUCCGUCCUGUCUUGUAACAUUGAACUGCUGGUGGACAACGAAGACGUAGAGUACGGCCUGGAGGACGUCCUGCCUGAUUACGUAGACAACUUCUUCAAACCCAGAUCCCUCCACCCCCAGCCACAGAACAGGACCGUAGCUGUCAGAGUCUGCAGGAAGCAACCUGGCUUAAACCAGAACACAACAACACCGCAAACAGGAAAUUACACAGAUAACGAAGUCGCCAUCGGAGAAUCAGGGGACCACGGGUCUGAUAACAAUGUCACAUUUAAGGCAGGGGACCAGAGGUCAAUCUGUGAGGUCAGGUAUGUGACGGUGUCAUCUGCUGAUGAGGAGGCCAACCUGCUUUCCCAGGGAGGGAUCCCCACAGAUGUUCUAGAGCAACUGGAGAAGGACGGGGAGUGGAAAGCUUCAGAGAACCAGGAGGGAGGGGACCUGGGUGGGGAGCAGGGGGGGAACGGGAGACAGAGACGCCAGGCCGAGUUGGAGGGUGGAGAGAAUGGAGAGCGCAACAAGCUGGUGGAGAACUGUGAGGAAGAGGUGCUGAAGGAGUGGAAGGGUCGGGUGUAUGGGGAGGCACUAGAGCAGGAGCAGAGAGAGGAGCAGAAGGUGGAGGUGUUGGAUCAGCAGAAGGAGCAGGAGGCGCAGGGUGAGGGGUUCUUAAAGGUGCAGGAGCAGAGGGAGAGGCAAAAGGGGGAGCUGGAUCGAGAUUCACAACCCCUAACCACCAAUCACGCAGAUAAGGACCCUCUACUCUUGGAGUUAGACGGAUGGAUGGAUCUAGACCCCUUGAACAAAACUUUGGAAGCUCUCCCGGACCAGCUGAAGGUGCAGCAGCAGAGGGAGGAGCAGAAGGUGGAGGCGUUGGAUCAGCUGAAGGUGCAGCAGCAGAGGGAGGAGCAGAAGGUGGAGGUGUUGGAUCAGCUGAAGGUGCAGCAGCAGAGGGAGGAGCAGAAGGUGGAGGUGUUGGAUCAGCUGAAGGUGCAGCAGCAGAGGGAGGAGCAGAAGGUGGAGGUGUUGGAUCAGCUGAAGGUGCAGCAGCAGAGGGAGGAGCAGAAAGCUGGGGAUGUGCAUCCCCUAAGCAACAACACUCACACAGAGCUGGACACCCCUCUACUGGAUUUGUUGGAUCUAGACUUCUCCAAUGUCUCCAAUGACAACAAGACGGCUCCCAGGAACGCAGUGUCUCUGGAGUAUGAUGACUAUAGUGAAGAAGACACUGGGACAGCCUACAUAGGGAUAGAGGAAAACCUGGACCUGAGGACCACAGAUGGACAAUACCGCAGCUACUACAUCGCUGCACAGGAGAUCACAUGGGACUAUGGGAUCAGGAAACCACAUCAGCUCAUAAAAACAAGAGAGAGGCGUAGGGGAAUGAGGAAGUUCCUGGUGGAAUAUAAGAAGGUGGUGUUCAGGGCCUACAGUGAGAGAGAAUUCCAGAUCCCCGUCACCAGAGGAGAGCUGCAGGAACAUCUGGGACUCAUGGGUCCUAUCAUUAAAGCUGAGGUCAACGACCUCCUUACCGUGACCUUCAAGAACAUGGCGUCCAGGCCGUACUCCCUGCACCUCCAUGGGGUGUAUGAUAAGAGCCAGGGUGAUGGUCAGUCCUCCGGGGCCGGGGUGGCGGGGGUCCCUGGGGAGGUGGUCCAGCCUGGGGAGGUCAGGGUCUACAGCUGGAGGAUCACCAGGAAGCAGGGGCCCACCGCUGCAGAGUUUGACUGUAAGACCGGGGCCUACUACUCUACACAGAAUAAGGAGAAGGACCUCCACUCUGGUCUGAUUGGCCCCUUAGUAAUCUGUAAACCAGGCACCCUCCACCCCCAACUGAACCUACAGCCCAACCUACAGGAGUACGCCCUCCUCUUCCACACCUUCGACGAGACCAAGAGCUGGUACCUGGACGAGAACAUCCGUCAGUACUGCAUCCCACCCUGCCAGGUCCAGAAAGAUGACCCCUGGUUUCAGCUCAGCAACAAGUUCGCAGCGAUAAACGGCUACGUGGCAGAGACACUUCCUGGUCUGAUGGUUGCCCAGCACCAGCAAGUCAGGUGGCACCUGCUGAACGUCGGGGGCGACGGGGAGUAUCACACCGCCCACUUCCACGGUCUGCCCUUCAGCAUUCACAAAGAGCAGGAGCAUCGCAUGGGGGUGUACAACCUCUAUCCCGGUGUGUUUGGCACAGUGGAGAUGAGGCCGGCCACGGUGGGGACCUGGAUGGUGGAGUGUACAGUAGGAGAGCACCAGCUGGCCGGCAUGAGGGCUAAACUACUGGUCUACAACCCACGAUGCAUCCAGCCUCUGGGGUUGAGGUCAGGAAGAAUAGACAAUUCCCAGAUCACUGCAUCAGACCACAUAGGUAACUGGGAGGCCAGGCUGGCGAGGCUGGAGCUAUCUGGUUCUGUUAAUGCCUGGAUGGGCGCGGAUCAGAAAUCAUGGAUCCAGGUGGACCUCCAAAGACCCACACUGAUCCAUGGGAUCCAGACCCAGGGUGCAAGAGCCUCUCUGGGCCUGAAGGACUACUUCAUCAUGUACUUCACCCUCUCCUACAGCCUAGACCAGGAGACCUGGACUAACUACAGGGGGAACAGCACCAAGCCAGCCUACAUAUUUAACGGUAACCUGGAUGGCUCCAAGGUGAAGGAGAACCAUCUGUCUCCCCCCAUCCUGGGUCGCUACAUCAGACUGCAGCCUGUCACCAUCCAGAGGAACCCUGCUCUUCGCAUGGAGCUGCUGGGCUGUGACGUCAACAGCUGCUCCUUCCCCCUGGGUCUCCAGAGGAGGUCAGUUCCAGACAGCAGCUUCAGAGCCUCCUCCUUCCUGCAGACUUGGAGGCUCUCCUGGAGCCCCGCCCUCGCACGCCUCCGCCAGGAUGGCAGCGCCAAUGCAUGGCGCCCCAAGGCCAAUAACCCCCAUGAGUGGCUGCAGGUGGACUUCCUGGUUAUGAAACGCAUCACAGGGGUCGUCACUCAGGGGGCGUGGUCUAUUCUGACUCAGAUGAUGGUGACAGAGUUCUCUGUAACCAUUAGCGACACUGGCCACUCCUGGUCCAACGUGGUUGACGAGGGAACGCAAAGAGAGAAGAUGUUCUUGGGUAACAGUGAGCCAGAUGAGGAGAUGCUGAACCUCUUUGAUCCUCCUCUGUUUGCCCGCUUCAUACGGAUCCACCCCAAAGGCUGGGUUAACGACAUAGCCCUGCGCCUGGAGUUCCUGGGCUGUGACACCCAGCAGCGACCCUGAGAGACAGGGCAGGGGGCUCCACUGUGCAGCUCCACACUCAGGCCCACCUCAUCUUUGUCUCUUCUAUUUAAUGAGCAUAGCAGUGACGUGAUGAUCAUGAAAUAGUCAUGUCAUUGAUGGAUGAACAGAGUGAAGUUUAAAAGGUUUGUUUAGCUAGAAUCAGAGUCAUAUAUGAUAUGCUGUUGUAGUAAGUGUCUAUUGAUGAGCUUCAACUGAGAAUAGUUCUUAGGUCUGGUCACUCCACUAUCAACAGUAUAACACAUUACGUUAGUUUAUGAAGACGGACUCUCACAGACGGUUUGUCUCAUGUACAAUAUAUACUACUACAAACACUAUGACUUCAGACAUUCCAGAUGUGAUCAAAUACAUGUAAAUAGUACAGUAUAACAAUUAUUUCUGUCUGGAUGGGACUGCGACAGUAAUCUGUACAGUACUGUAUGUAUAUGCAAUGUAUCAUAUGCACUGAGGGGAGAGGGAUAGAGUUUAUAUUGUUAAAUAAAAUUGGAAUUAUAUCAA